UUUAUUUCUUCAUAGAAAAGUGCUCGGUAUAUACCUAUUUACCAGCAGUGACUAUAGUUAGUGAGUGUCGCGAAGCUUGAGUGAGAAAACAUUUGAAACAUUUGGCCGCAUAUCGUCGACGAAUGCGGUGGAUGUUAUUGUGUUUGGUUAAAAAAAAAAAUUGGAAAAUAAAAAAGGAUCUUCCAGUCUCGUCUAGUGCGGAACCAAAUUGAUUUAUAAGUUUUUUUUUUGCUUAUAUUAUAUGGCUGAUUGAAGUGAAGUGAUCAAAUAUGACUCAACUACGAAAAACCAUCAUACUCUGUCUGUGUCUCAUCUACACCAGCUCCGAAACGGAAUCAGCCGUACUGAUUGCCGACUUUUCCAUGACCCGUAUGAUCGAACUGUUCGCCAAACGACCGUACUGCAAAGUGCACACCGAUCGAGGAGACAUUCAGCGAAUGCUGCUGCAUGCUGAUCCGAAGAAAGCACGCCAAGUGUCCAGAGAGAAUUUGGUUGCAUUGGAGGAAGUUUGCUUGGAGGCGGGCGGUUUGUCGGGCGAACUGCAAGGUGGAUUAGGAUUCAUCUAUCCAGGGACGAAAUGGUGUGGACCCGGCAACAUUGCAUCCGAAUACAGUGAAUUGGGUCGUUAUGCUGAUGAGGACAGAUGCUGUCGAGAACAUGAUCUUUGUCCGCACACUCUGUCGCCUGGUGAAUGCAAAAGGGGAUUGUGCAAUUCGCAAUCAUUCACACGAUCACAUUGCGAUUGUGAUGCCAGAUUUCGACGAUGCUUGCAGGGAUUGAAUACAGAAACGGCAAACACGCUUGGCGCCGUUUUCUUCAACGUGGUGCAAAUUUCUUGCUUUAAGGAGAGACGACCGUGUUCCGUGUAUCAGAGAGCCGGCUACAAUAAAACCGUUACCGAUGAACUGUGCUCACAGUGGAAAUUUCGACCAUCAGAGAAAUAUAUUUCCAGCUUGCCGUACAAAUCUUACAAAUAAACCUUUUUGGUGAUUUUAUUUUAAAAAUUUAUGUUGCUACAUCGUACACCUGUUAGUAGAUGGCGUAGUACACUUAAUUACCUCUGAUUUCGAGGACUGGCAUAUUAUGGUAGAAUUUCUUCGGAAGGAGAGGAAACAAAAGGGACGAGAAAAACGAAAAAUGUUGAAGAAAUGAAGGAAAAUUUAUUUUAUUUCCGUUUAAAUGCACUUGUAGCGGUAAAAAUGUAUUAUUAGAAA
Bradysia coprophila is the source of this 1214-nucleotide messenger RNA. RefSeq names its product acidic phospholipase A2 PA4. The record is from RefSeq and is a predicted model, not a curated record. Lineage: Eukaryota; Metazoa; Arthropoda; Insecta; Diptera; Sciaridae. Gene Ontology annotation, molecular function: A2-type glycerophospholipase activity. Gene Ontology annotation, biological process: phospholipid metabolic process; arachidonate secretion.